Messenger RNA from Limulus polyphemus (Atlantic horseshoe crab), 867 nucleotides. RefSeq names its product malignant T-cell-amplified sequence 1-like (gene MCTS1). The coding region runs from base 156 to 704 and encodes 182 amino acids. Gene Ontology annotation, molecular function: RNA binding. The record is from RefSeq and is a predicted model, not a curated record. Lineage: Eukaryota; Metazoa; Arthropoda; Merostomata; Xiphosura; Limulidae. The transcript is spliced from 6 exons. Gene Ontology annotation, biological process: formation of translation preinitiation complex.
GUACGAGACUAUUCUUCAUGGAUGAUUAGUUGUGGUUGGUUACACGUAAUUACAAAUUACAGCUGAAUAUUAUUUGAGGUUUUGUGUUUACUAAUUUUGAGGAACACAAGAAGAAAGAACUGUGAAGGUGUGGGUAAUUUUUAACGUGAUAUAACAUGUUCAAGAAGUUUGAUGAAAAGGAACAUGUUUCUGGUCUUACCCAGUUAAAAUCUUCUGUGCAAAAGUCUAUCAAGAACAAGAUUGUGGACCAGUUUCCUUACAUUGAGGACUACAUUAACCAAAUUUUGCCCAAGAAAGAAUCUCUUAGAAUUGUUAAAUGCCAUGAUCAUAUAGAAGUUUUAGUGGGAGCUGGUGGAGAGCUUCUAUUUUUUCGACAGAGGGAGGGACCAUAUUACCCAACACUUCGGCUGCUUCACAAAUAUCCUUUCAUCUGCCCCUGGCAGCAAGUUGAUAAAGGUGCAAUCCGUUUUGUUCUCAGUGGUGCCAAUAUCAUGUGUCCUGGAUUAACUUCACCAGGGGCAAAAAUGAUCCAGGUUCCACAAGGAACAGUUGUUGCUGUCAUGGCUGAAGGAAAGAAGCAUGCUUUAGCUGUUGGUCUCAUGUCUAAAUCUGCUGAAGAAAUAGAAAAAGUUAACAAAGGUGUUGGGAUAGAGAACAUUCAUUAUUUAAAUGAUGGACUGUGGCAUAUGAAGCCUGUGAAAUGAAAGAAGAUAUAUAUAUAUAUAUAUAUAUAAUCAACUUUAAUGGUGUAGACUGAGAAACGAAACAAUUUGUUUUUGUCAAAAGCAGUAAAUGAUUGAUUGUACUAUAAUAGAAUAUCAAGUGCCAUUUACCAACCAUUUAUUGAAAUAUAAGAACUAAAUAACA